Messenger RNA from Stylonychia lemnae, 948 nucleotides. The record is from the annotation of a GenBank genome assembly. NCBI's taxonomy places the organism in Eukaryota, Ciliophora, Spirotrichea, Sporadotrichida, Oxytrichidae.
AUGAAAACAAUAUUACCUAUAUCAGCAGCACUUCUAAUGGGGUCUGUUAUGACCCAUAAUGACUAUCGCUUGAACCAAUUUAUAGAAAUGCCAAAAGUGCGAUAGGCAAAAGCUAAUGAUGAUGACAUGGUUCCAAAUGUUAACUCUAAAGUAUAUAAAGCUCCAACUGACAGUUUGAUGUAUAAAAUGCUUCAUGGCUAGUUAAGUAAUUCAGAUUUAGCCAAACUCUCGAGCAAUGAUCAAUCAGAGUCAAGUGAAGAUAAAAAGCAAAUUACUAAAGCUUCUGAUGAUGAAACUCAAAAAGAGUCUCAAAAGAAAAAUGACUCUGAUUCACCAGAUAUGAUAAAAGUCUAAGCUUUUCUACCCACCUAGAAUGAUUCUUAUAGAAGCUCAAGGCAACUUUAAUCAAAUGGGGGGUUCGAUUAUAAUUCAGAUAAUUAAUUCAAGAAGAGCAAAAUUAGAAAAAAUCUAAACAGAUAUAAAGAAGUAGGUAAUGAUUCUAGAGUAAACUUCAAUGCAAUGUCUAGGAAAUAAUAACAUUAGCUUUAAAGUGAUAGAUAUUUCCCUCAUGAAAAUCAUGUUGAUCUAUUAAGUUUUUCGAGUGAAAAUCAUGGCCCUUUAUUUCAUUUAAUUCCUCAAAAUCUUCACUCAGGAUUAUAUCAGCAUUCAAGUGAUAACGAGAAAUGGAUGUCUAAUUACAACUAAAAGAAAUUCAUUGAUAACGCAAAUUUUUAAAGCCUAGUUUAAAAUGAACCUAAGGUAUUUCUGCCUUAAGAAUUAUAAGCAGUGCCUAGUUUGAGAUUUCCUGACUUAAUUCAUAUGGGAGGAUGGACUGAAAGUGCUACUUUACCAUAUCAUAAUCCUUAGGAUGACUUCGUUUAUACAGGACCGCCUACGCCCUCUCCAAAAGUGCUUCGAAAAUAUCCUGGGUAUCGUUUAAACGAAUGA